CACCCGUUCCACCCAUCCCUCCCUGUCCCUUAUGCUGCCAAGCCACAGAACAUCAGCCCAACUGGUUUAAACAAAACUGUCCAUUGUCUCAGCUGAUGGAGGGGACAAGAGUAAACUCUGCCAGGAGGAACCGCAGCCUCGUUUAUCAUAAAGUGUAUGUUUUGUCUGCUCUGUUGACCAUCUUGACUCAUAGGCCAGGGAACAAGGCUGCUGUUUAUUGGACCCUGUCACACCAAAUACUUGGAACAGGAUGGAAGUCAUGCUUUCAGCCUCCAUGACGUGCCAUACUUCCUGGGUCCUCCUCUGUCCCUGGAGUCACCUCCACAGUGACCUCAGCAGCCUGUGUUCUGCUGCCUCCUUAUCUCCUUCCUAAUCAUAGUCCUGCAAGUCCUCAGGGAGGCUUAUCCAGGAAAACAGUCUGAUAGCAAUCGCUCUGCACCCUCUAGGGGCCAGGACCUUGGGGCUACCAGCUCUGGGUCUAAGCACUGUAACUUGAAUUUCAAGUUGGGGACUGCAGGUUUCUCAGUGCUCGUGAAACAUGUUCAUCUAGCUGUUCUGUAGGAGGGGAGGCCUUCCCCAGUUGUAGAAUCCAAAACUUGCCUGCAUGGUGCUAUUUCAUGGUGGGAAGCUGGCCACUAACAAGAAUACCCUGCCUGGCCUUAUUUAGAAAAAAAGAACUGGAGUUCUCUGGUGGUGCAGCAGGUUGAAGACCUGGUGGCAUUGUCAUUGCAUUGGCUCAGGUCGCUGCUGUGGUAGGAUCCCUGACACAGGAACUUCCACGUGCUGCCAGUGUGGCCAAAAAAAAGAAAAAGAACUUACGGGGCUGCAUUUUUGUCCCAGAUGAGAAGGGACAAAAUUGUCCCAAAGAAAAAGAACUUAUGGGGCUGCAUUUUUGUCCCAGAAGUCAAAGUUCAUUCUGCUCUUGUAUUUUGGCCUUGGCCUCAGGAAAGCAAAGGACGGUGGACAUGUCAGGAUCCUUAAACCGUGUGCAUUAGUUUGUGAGGCUGCUGCAGACCCAGACAACACAGGCUUCCAGGUGAUGAGAGUUCCCUUGGGCAGGUGGGGCUCCUCAGCCUUGUGUCAGGGUCAUGACCUCUGCUCAGCCCUCGCCUGUCAGGGGAGAGAGGGCUCCUCGCUCCCAAGCACAAUUCAGGCUCAGCACGUGUCCCUUCCCAUCUGUAUUUUAGCUCAGGUCUCUACUCACCACUCAGCCACUCCUAACUGCGCGAGAGGAGGGGAAACUUGCGUGGAGGAAAUUCUGUCACUGCAAGAGAGGAAAACACUGGGGAGUCAACCUUUAUGUGCCUCUACUGCCCCAUGGUUAUGCCAUGACUUUUGUCCCAGGGAAAACAAGAAAAAAAAUGGAAUGUCUAGCAUUACAUAGAAAGGACUCAGGAAGCACACUUUGGUUCACUUUUCAGAGAGAAUCAGGUUCACGUUCAGCAUCAUAAAUCAGCUAUAUUUAGUAGAACCUAUUAUCCCACAUCGUAAGAGAAUGGCCCCUAAAUGGGCUGAUGGGUGAAGAUACCUGUGUUUCCUGAAAGGGCCUUGCAGGAGAGGCUGGUUCAAUGCACGACUUGAAAGGAACAGUCAUUUAGUAGCUGAAGUUCCUCAGAACAACAGACAGUCCUGGCCAACUCCCCUCCCCAGGGAAACUGUGGACUUGGACCUAGAUGUUUGAUGGAGGCCACCCAUUCAAGCAGGAGAGACCAGGGACUACCACCACCAGGGGAAACUGACUCACAGGCCUGGCGUGUUUUGGAAAGUCUCUCCAAGGCAUUUGGAGACUCACAGCCUGUUAGGGGUUGAAUUGCUUCCCCCUUUAAAUCCCAGUGUUCAAGUCUGAAUGCCCACCACCUCAGAGUGUCACCAGAUUUGGAGAUAGGGACACUGCAGAGGUAAUCAAGUCUAAAGGAGGUCAUGUGGGUGAGCCCUAACCCAGUAUGACUGGGGUCCUUAAGAAGGGACGUUUGGGCAGGGGUGCACACAGGGAGAGGGCCAGGUGAAGGUGGGGGCAGAGGUGGGGCAAUGCAUUUGCAAGUCAAGGGAUAAUGAGGAUUGCCUGCAGCCCCUGAAAGUCCAGCACAGAUUGUCCCCCCAGCGCUCCCCACCUGUUGAUAUUGGACUUGUAGCCCCCAGAACGAGGGGAUAAUAGAUUUUGCACAGUCUGCCGUCCUUCCUUGUGGCUCCAGCCUGUCAUACAUCCCCAUGUAUUCCCUCAUGAGGGUCACAGUAAUGGCGAGGACCCUGUCACCUGCCACAGGUAACAGGGUGUGUUCAUGUCACCUCUCUCAGGUCUGCCGGCCUCGGGCAUGUGCACGGCCCCCUUUAAAGUGACACCCUCCACACAUGGCUGGCAGAGUGCUGAAUUGUCACACUGAGUUGGCCCCGAUGGCCUUCAAUUACAUCAGAUGACUUCCAGGCCACUACCUCACCCCAUAUCUGUGCAACAAGAUGAAUUGUUUCUUCCACUGCUGUCAAAUUGAAUGAGAAUCUCUGAAGCCUCUUUGUUUUCUGAAUGUGAAUAGGUCCACUCUUCCAGCCCUGUCUUCCCAUGGGGUGGGGGGCGGUGCAGACAAGCACUUUGCAGAGGGAUAUUUAAUGUGACCAGCUGAGGGCCUUGGUGAGACCUCCUCUUCCACUUUCCUUUGAGGUUCAGGAGAAUUGCGGAGGCCCCAGAACUGCAGCCCAAUGGAUCCUAAACUAGGAAGAAUGCGGACAAGGGCAGAGCAACCUCUGUAAAACAAUCACCUGGGACUCUAGAAGACUUGGGUGUCAUCUGUCCUUGCCUUCCUGCUGCUGCUGGACUGGGGCAUGUUCUCCCCACCUCCCCCGCCGCCCGGGGUUCUGGGGAAGGUCUUCCAGUACAUUGAUGUCCACCAGGAUGAGUUUGUGCAGACCCUGAAGGAGUGGGUAGCUGUUGAGAGUGACUCAGUUCAGCCUGUGCCCCGCCUCCGGCAAGAGUUGCUCAGGAUGAUGGCCCUGGCUGAAGAACGGCUCCGGAGCCUGGGAGCCCAUGUGGAUGCCGUGAACAUGGGGUCUCAGAAGCUGCCCGAUGGCCAGACUCUCCCCAUACCACCCAUCAUCCUGGCCGAACUGGGAAACAAUCCUGAGAAACCCACAGUUUGCUUCUAUGGCCACUUGGAUGUGCAGCCUGCCAGACAGGCAGAUGGGUGGCGCACAGACCCCUACACGCUUACGGAAGUGGAUGGAAAGCUUUAUGGCCGAGGAACAACAGACAACAAAGGCCCUGUUUUAGCGUGGAUCAAUGCUGUGAGCACAUUCAGAGCUCUGGAUGAGGAUCUCCCUGUGAACAUCAAAUUCGUCAUUGAAGGGAUGGAAGAGGCCGGUUCUCUUGCCCUGGAGGAGCUCGUCAAGAAGGAAAAGACUGGGUUCUUUUCUAAUGUAGACUACAUCGUGAUUUCAGAUAACCUCUGGAUCAGCCAGAGCAAGCCAGCACUCACUUAUGGCACACGAGGCAACAGCUACUUCAUGGUGGAGGUGAAAUGCAGAGAUCAAGAUUUUCACUCGGGGACCUUUGGUGGGAUCCUUAAUGAACCCAUGGCGGACCUGGUUGCUCUUCUCGGCAGCCUGGUAGAUUCGUCUGGUCGCAUUCUGAUCCCUGGAAUCUAUGACCACGUGGCUCCUCUUACAGAAGAGGAAAGAAAAAUGUAUGAAGCCAUUGACCUGGACCUCGAAGAGUACCGGCACAGCAGCCAGAUGCAGAAAUUUCUGUUUGACACCAAGGAGGAACUUCUAAUGCACCUGUGGAGGUUCCCGUCUCUCUCCAUUCAUGGGAUUGAGGGUGCGUUUGAUGAGCCUGGAGCCAAAACCGUCAUACCUGGCCGAGUUAUAGGAAAGUUUUCUAUCCGUUUGGUCCCUCACAUGAAUAUGUCUGUGGUGGAAAAGCAGGUGAAGCAACACCUUGAAUCUACAUUCUCCAAAAGAAAUAGCUCCAACCAGAUGACCAUUUCCAUGACACUGGGACUACACCCAUGGAUUGCAAACAUUAGAGAUAAUCAGUAUCUUGCUGCAAAGAGAGCCAUCAAAACAGUGUUUGGGACUGAGCCAGAUAUGAUCCGGGAUGGAUCGACCAUACCCAUUGCCCAGAUAUUCCAGGCCACCAUCCAGAAGAGUGUGAUGAUGCUCCCCUUGGGCGCCGUUGAUGAUGGCGAGCACUCUCAGAAUGAGAAAAUCAACAGGUGGAACUACAUAGAGGGCUCUAAAGUAUUUGCUGCCUUCUUCCUAGAGAUGGCUAAGCUGCAUUAAUCAUGGCAGGAACCUUCCGCCGGGAUCUGAUCUGCUGACAGGUUCCUUCUCCCACAACCCUGGGCAGGAGCAGAAGAAAUUUUGGUCUGAAAAUAAUGUUUUCCCUCUCAUUUAAAAUGUCCUUGGUUGUGAGUCCAUGCCUCACCUGGAGCACCAAAAAAAAAAAAAAUGUCCUUGGAGGAGUUCCUGUUGUGGUGCAGCA
Molecule: messenger RNA, 4471 nt
Organism: Phacochoerus africanus (Common warthog)
Lineage: Eukaryota; Metazoa; Chordata; Mammalia; Artiodactyla; Suidae
Gene: CNDP1
Product: carnosine dipeptidase 1
Exons: 13
Coding region: 2815-4269 (484 amino acids)
Biological process (GO): proteolysis
Cellular component (GO): cytosol
Molecular function (GO): metallodipeptidase activity
Source: RefSeq, a predicted model, not a curated record